Entamoeba histolytica HM-1:IMSS is the source of this 870-nucleotide messenger RNA. RefSeq lists its product as uncharacterized. Gene Ontology annotation, molecular function: protein binding. The transcript is spliced from 2 exons. The coding region runs from base 1 to 870 and encodes 289 amino acids. The record is from RefSeq and is a predicted model, not a curated record. Lineage: Eukaryota; Evosea; Mastigamoebida; Endamoebidae.
AUGGUUUCAAAAGGAAUUAUAGGAGAUAUUCAAUUCUUUAAUGGAAUAAUUGUUAUUGCAUUUAAAAAAGAAAUUUAUAGAAUUUCUUUAACUGAUUUUAUGCAAUUAAAAGAUAAUGAACUUUUAAUUGAAGAAGGAACACUUACAAGUCAUGAUGGGAUUAUUAAAAAAAUUUAUAUUCUUAAUGAUACUAUUAUAACUAUUGCUAAUGAUAAAAAAAUUGCAUUCUGGAAUACUACUAGUAAUACCCCAUUAUAUAUCAUGGAAAGAGAAUCUGAUGACUAUUAUAAAACAUCACUUCUAACUGAAGAUGGAAUAUUAUUUAUCAGUAGAACAAAUGAUAUUUAUGUGUAUCAAAUUAACUCUGAACAACCAUCUUCUUCAAAAUUUAUUAAAAAGCUAGAAAAAGAAGGAAGUUCACCCCAUAUAGAUGAUGUAGAUCUUAUUGAAAUGACUAAUACUAAUAAGUUAAUUACUGUGUCUUGUGAUGGAAUUGUUGCAGUUUGGGAAUCUUCUCAUUUUAACUUACUUCAAGUUAUGGGAUUACAAGUUCAAUCUACUGAACAAAAAAAACCUUUAUUUAAUAUUAAUUCUUUAUUAUCAUUCCCAAGGGAUAAUACAGUGACAUACUAUUUUGCUUAUGGUGGAUGGAUUGUUCAAAUGGAAGAAAAGAAUGAUCAAAUCAUUGAUGUAUCACCUAAAAGAAUAGAUGAUGCAUUUGCUUUACCUUAUGGAAGAUAUAAUGUUGAAGUUACACAACUAAUCAAUGUUGUUGGAUCUACUAUUCUCGCUAUUACAGCAGAAAGUGGCACAAUUUAUGUUCUUGAAAACGUUAAAGAAAAAAAACGUGACAUGGAUCAUUUAUUAUAA